Closterium sp. Yama58-4 is the source of this 1008-nucleotide messenger RNA. The record is from the annotation of a GenBank genome assembly. NCBI's taxonomy places the organism in Eukaryota, Viridiplantae, Streptophyta, Zygnematophyceae, Desmidiales, Closteriaceae.
AUGAGCAGGAGCAAGCUCCUGCAUGUGUGCCACGUCACUGCUGACUGGACUGAGGACAAUGUGCUGGGACACGUGGCACAGUUCGAGGAGCAGAUGGAGAUGGAGAUGAUGAAUCCUGCAGCGAUAGCAGCAGAAGCUGCCGCGUCAGCUGCCACCAACUUAGAACUCCUAGACCUGCGCUACCAUCAGGGGCUACGCUGCAACACCUCCGCUGCCACCUGCCCUGCGUUCUCCGCCUGCGCGUCCCACCGUCGCCAGGCGACGCCGAUUUCCGCCUGCGCGCCUGACCCGCCGCUGGUUGAUAAGGAGCAUGUUGUGUCCACUCCUCCGCUUAACCAUGCCUCUGAUGGUGCUGCAAGCAGCGAUGGCUCUUCUGCAGGCAAUGGCGGUGCUAAGGCUGCGUCUGGCGUGCCGCCUUACCCGUACAAUCUCGCUGCGGUGCAGACACAGGCGUCGUUCGAUGAGGCCGUGGCAGAACCCUUUGCUGCUCAGGUGUUUCUCUUGGAGAACGUGUUUCUCAACGACAGGGGCGCUGUGUUCGACGCUACUUACUACUACCGCCACGGGCUCUUCUGCAGGUCCUGUCCGCUCGACACGGGCAUGUACACAGGGGGCACCACCACCGUCUACAGGGACACGACUCGUCGCAUCGUGGGGCGCUCGCAACUGCUGCAGGAGCUGUAUAAUGUCUUCCCCGGCGAUCGCAUCGUGCUAUUCCGAGGUAACCUCCCAGUCCUGGACGCCAAGCGUCUAUUCAACCGUGCUCGCUUAUUCAUCUCUCCUCAUGGUGCCCUUAUGACCAACAUGGUCUUCAUGCCGUCCCAAAGUCAUGUUGUGGAGGUCCGACCACAGGCUUUCGACAACAACUGUUACCACUUUUUGGCUCACAUUUGCCACCAUUCAUAUUACCUUGUUCAUGGGAAUGGGACCAAAAACUCCGAUAUUCAUGUCGAUAUGGAGGACCUUGUUAGGGUUGUAAAAGGAAUUGCUGGGAAGAUCUCGACUUAG